Molecule: messenger RNA, 2424 nt
Organism: Auanema sp. JU1783
Lineage: Eukaryota; Metazoa; Nematoda; Chromadorea; Rhabditida; Rhabditidae
Source: the annotation of a GenBank genome assembly
AUGAACGAUGAUGGAUUUGAAAGCUUUGCUGUUGAUGAUGAAGACUUGGAGCGAGCUCUGAACCCUGGAACUAGGAGGCAGUUUCAAAGCAAAAAUGAAGCCAUAUAUGGAAUAUGGGCAGGAAGAGAAGGUGGAAGUGAUGAAGACGAUGACGUGAUCACUACCCGAGGACGGGGAAAAAGAGAUGGUAAAAGAAGGACAAAUUAUUCAGCUCCUGUUAGUUUUGUUAGUGGCGGUAUCAAAGUAGGCAAUACGAUGGAAACUUCUAAGAAUGAGCCAGAGAAAGAAACUAACGCAAGGCCUCCUCCUGUGAAACAAGUUCGUCAAGCUGGAGCCAACGUUUUCGCAGGAAUGAGAGCAUCCGCUAAUCGAGCGGCUGUAGAUCCCAACAAACCCGCGGAUUGGGCAAAAUUUGGAAAAGGAAAUGUCAUUAUGAAUAUGAUGAAAAACAUGGGUUAUAAAGAGGGGUCGGGUCUUGGAGUAUCAGGACAAGGUAUAAUUGAACCUGUACAAGCAGCAGUAAGGGCUGGUCGAGGAGCAGUUGGAGCUUAUGGAAAAGAAGCAACGGGACCAAAGUUUGGAGAGAGUGCUGCUGAUGCUCAAAAACGUUUGGCAGAAGAUGCAGAAUCAGGAUACGUGAAUGAUAAUCAAAUAAGUAAAAGCAAACCGGGAUGGAAGAAAACAGCUGCGGUCAAAUUGAAGUACCGAACCUUGGAUGAAGUUAUGGAAGAGGGUGCAAAUUCUGAGACAAAGCCUUCUAGAGAACAUCUGAAGGAAAAGGUAAUCGACAUGACUGGGAAAGAGCAGAGAGUAUACAGUGGCUAUGACUCGUUCACUAAUCGUACCAGGCAAGUAGAUGAGGAACUUGUGAGGCGAGAACAUUUCGAUAUUCCUGAACUUGAGCAUAAUAUCAAUCUACAAACACAAACCACCGAACAAGUUGUGCGAAAGAGAGGCUUGCAAAACCGUACUAUGAAGGACUCUAAUAUAGCUCUGGAAUAUGAGAUGCAAAGGUUAAAUGAAAAGGAAGUAGAACUUCGCCGUGAGCUUCAAAGAAGAAAAGAAUUAGUUGAUUUAAUAAGAAGGUUUUCUUUGCGCGAUGACGAGAUUUCUCAUGCUAUGAACGAAUACCAAAGUUUGUUCAUGACGUUGAAGGAAAAGUUCCGCCUUGAAUACAAGUUACUCUCUUUGGAAUCGAUUGCAAUACCAUGUGUGCUGCCUCAGAUCAAGAAGUACUUCUCUGUCUGGAGACCUCUCGAUCCUGAACAUCUGAUUUUUGGAAUUGAUUUGAUGAAAGAAUGGAAAGAUAUAUUGGUUGAGAAUGAGGAUAAAGGGAUACUAGCUUCGAACAUUCAAUCCUUCGAUCAAAUAUCAGCAUUUGAUAGACUGUUGUGGGAAGGCUGGAUGCCUUACAUAAGAACAGCUGCACAACGUUGGGAACCAAGAGUACAAGUUGAAGUGAUGUUAAAGAUAAUUGAAGUAUGGCUACCAUUACUCCCGAAUUGGAUGAAAGAUAAUCUUCUCGAACAAAUUAUAAUUCCUAGAAUUGACAAAGCCGUGAAUGAGUGGGAUCCCACUCAAGAUGAUAUCCCUGUUCAUUCAUGGAUAAUUCCUUGGCUUGGUGUUUUGGGAGACCGUUUGAAACAGACCAUUUGUAGUGUGCGACAGAAGUUAGGAGAGAUCCUACAAAAACGAUGGACCCCUCUCGAUCAAAGUGCUAUUUCAAUUCUCAUGCCGUGGGUUGACGUAUGGGCACCAAAUACGCUGGCUGCGUUUAUGGCGCGGUAUGUUGUACCCAAAUUAGAUGAUUGUCUUAAGACUAUGAAUUUGGAUCCCAGAGAGAAUAUACACUAUCCAGAAUGGGAAGCUGUUCUGGCAUGGAUGAAAAUAAUUAACACCGACACAAUAGCCAGCAUUAUCAAUAGAUCAUUCAUACCAAGAUUCCAUGAACUGUUGUAUUCCUGGUUAGAUUCUGGCAAUGCUGAUAUGGAAGAGGUGAAGCAAUGGUACAGAGAGUGGUGGUCUCGAAUACCUAAGCCCUUGAUGGAUUUCCCAAGCAUUAAAGAAAAUAUGAGAAGAAUGUUGAUGCUCAUAGCCCAAACUCAAAAGGGACUGAAACUGUCCAGGUCUCUAGAAGUGGAGAUGGUGACAAACGCAACUGCUGCUCCAACAGCCCCAAUAGUACAAAGAACACCUCAGCAAUCAUUAUCGUUCAAAGAAAUGAUUGAAAUGUUAGCAAGUCGACACGAUCUUACGCACAUCCCUCAAAAUGACAGGUUUAAAGAUGGAAGACAGGUUUACUGGUUCGGACCUCUGUCUAUAUAUAUGGACAAGAGCAUGGUAUAUGUUCUUGAUAUUACAAGUUUUACUUGGAAAGCUGUAUCGCUGGAUGAGUUACUUCACUUGGCAGGCGUUACUGUGUAA